Messenger RNA from Mus pahari (shrew mouse), 2218 nucleotides. RefSeq names its product ganglioside induced differentiation associated protein 1 like 1 (gene Gdap1l1). NCBI's taxonomy places the organism in Eukaryota, Metazoa, Chordata, Mammalia, Rodentia, Muridae. The record is from RefSeq and is a predicted model, not a curated record. The transcript is spliced from 6 exons. The coding region runs from base 74 to 1177 and encodes 367 amino acids.
AGAGGCCAUGUGAUGCUGGGCGCCAGCGAGCCGCCGCCGAGCCGCCUCCUUCCUCCUCGGAUCGCGGGCUGUCAUGGCGACCCCCAACAACCUGACCCCCACCAACUGCAGCUGGUGGCCCAUCUCGGCGCUGGAGAGCGAUGCAGCCAAGCCGGUGGAGACCCCCGACGCGACCGAGGCAUCCAGCCCCGCCCAUUGGCCCAAGGAGAGCCUGGUUCUGUACCACUGGACCCAGUCCUUCAGCUCGCAGAAGGUGCGGCUGGUGAUCGCUGAGAAGGGCCUGGCCUGUGAAGAGAGAGAUGUGAGCCUGCCUCAGAGUGAGCAUAAGGAACCGUGGUUCAUGCGGCUCAACUUGGGUGAGGAGGUCCCAGUCAUUAUCCACAGAGACAACAUUAUCAGUGACUACGACCAGAUCAUUGACUACGUGGAACGCACCUUCACAGGAGAGCAUGUGGUGGCCUUGAUGCCCGAGGUGGGCAGCCCACAACACGCCCGAGUGUUGCAGUACCGGGAGCUGCUGGAUGCACUGCCCAUGGACGCCUACACACACGGCUGCAUCCUGCACCCUGAGCUCACCACAGAUUCCAUGAUCCCCAAGUAUGCCACGGCUGAGAUCCGCAGACAUUUAGCCAACGCCACCACAGACCUCAUGAAACUGGACCACGAGGAGGAACCACAGCUCUCUGAGCCCUACCUUUCUAAACAGAAGAAGCUUAUGGCCAAGAUCCUGGAGCAUGAUGAUGUGAGCUACCUGAAGAAGAUCCUCGGGGAGCUGGCUAUGGUGCUGGACCAGAUCGAGGCGGAGCUGGAGAAGAGGAAACUGGAGAAUGAGGGGCAGACAUGCGAGCUGUGGCUCUGUGGCUGUGCCUUCACCCUGGCGGAUGUCCUCCUGGGAGCCACCCUGCACCGCCUCAAGUUCCUGGGACUGUCCAAGAAAUACUGGGAAGACGGCAGCCGGCCCAACCUGCAGUCCUUCUUUGAGAGGGUCCAGAGACGCUUUGCCUUCCGGAAAGUCCUGGGCGACAUCCACACCACUCUGCUGUCAGCCGUUAUCCCCAACGCGUUCCGGCUGGUCAAGCGGAAACCACCAUCCUUCUUUGGGGCAUCCUUCCUCAUGGGCUCCCUGGGUGGGAUGGGCUACUUUGCCUACUGGUACCUCAAGAAAAAAUACAUCUAGAGCUGGGCUAGGGCCUGGUGUGUGACUGGCGGUGUCUCUGUGCUGUGUGCUUCCCAAAUCCUUCUCAGUUACUCACUGUCCCAUGAGCACUGGACAGACCUUCCUGCCCCUUCUUCCUAGUAAUUCUAUUGUCACUGUGACAACAUUCCAUAGUUUAGAAGUAGACAUUGUCAACGCCGUGAUUUGAGGCCAUGGCUCUACCAGAGGACAGAGAGAGAAAGCGAGAGAAAGGAAAUCCAAAUGUCUUUUCUUCUGAUUCAAAGACUCAAGACGUUACUGUGGGGACUGGUUAGGAUUUGAGGUGAGUCCCAGAAUGUUCCACCCGGCAGGGCCCAGGUUCUGGGAGGUGCUGGGGACUCAGAAGGCCUGACCCCAGCCUCCCGUUCCCUCUUGGCAGGGACCUCUUCUAUAGGACAAAGCCAACAUGGAGACCCGACUCAUCUAACCAGUACCUCUGUCUGGGACUGGAGAGCCAGAGUCCCCGUGGAAAGUCUCUGAAGACCAGAAGGGGUCUCAUUCUUCUCCUGGACAUGGACUGAGACAGCAGUGGCUCAAGCCAAGCAGUGGCACCCUAAAACCCAUCUCUGGCUGGGAUCAACUAAUUCCAUGGGCACACCCUUUACCCCUUUCCUCCUUGUUGGCCAGCUGGUGAAGGUUGGCACUUAACCUAGAAAUCCUGAGGCAGCAGCCAUCAGCCACUCCUACCUUGAGUUGAGUCCCCACCCUUCAUGGUGGGCCUCUCAGCAAAAGCCAUGUUGACCUUCCCUCCCAAGGUCAGCCUCAGCUCAAGAACAGGGGUGCCUCCCUCACAGUCUCCACCUCUGAAGGUCCUUCUCAGCUCACGAGCGGGGGUGCAUCCCUCACGUCCUCUGCCUUCCCUCCACCCCCACCCCCCCAGAAACUCUUCAUACUGCAUGCAGUGGGGUCUCUCCUCCACACUGCUCCCCGGGUCUCACUUUCCUGUGCCUUCUGCAUGUUGGGAAAGGGUCUGGGUGUCACUGCUGCUCGUGCUUAGAGUCCCCAAUAAAGCAUCCAGGAGGA